AUGGAUAAAAACAAGAACUCAACUCAACAAAAUUCAUCAGCUGCAAGACAAAGACGAAGAGGAGUUAUAGCAAACAAGAAACAAUGCAGUAAGAUUCCAAAUCCUUCCAGCAGUUCAUCUAUUUCUGGUAUGGAUUCUACAUUGAAAGAUGUUGCUGAUUUUUCUGACAUUAGCACAACAAAAUUGAACCAACUCAAUCAGACCACACGCAAUUACUUUCAUAACCUUGGUAAUACAUCCAAUGCAUGUCAUUUGAAUAUUCCUAAGUCAGCUCCUAAUUUGAAUAUUCCUAAGUCAGCUCCUAAUAGGCAAUUUAUAUUUCAAUCAACUGGAAAGAACAUAAACAAAAACUUUAAUGAUAUAGUUAGACUAAUUGCUGCUAAUGAAUCAACUCCUCAAGUAGGUAGCAAACGACAGCCAUAUUAUUGGAACACUGUUGAUGAUAAUCUAAAUCCUGAUGUCAUUUAUACUCCUCCAACAAACACAGUGAACUUUCACUCCACAAAAUCUUCAAACAUUGCAACUACUUCACUCCACACACAGGUCUUAAAUUCCAAAUCCUCAACUCCUACUGCAAAUGUUCCUUUUGCUGACAUUACAAAGAGAUCACAAAAUAAGGUCAGCAAUUGCUCUACAAAUAUCAUGAGGCCACAUAAUAAUACAAACCAACCAACCUUUACAAAUUUUGGGAAUGACAUACCUCAUAGACAAUUUGUUUUUAAAUCUACUGGAACUAAUCUCAUGAAAAACUUUAAUGACACAGAAAACAUAAAGGGUUCAGAUAGUUUACAUUCUCAAUUAGGUUGCAAAAGAAAGUCACAAGAACAAAAAUUUGGGAAUGAAAAUGUAGCUGUCAACAACCUACCUACUAAUUCAUUAGAGACCUUAAGUUUGUUCUCCAAAAAAGCCAAAAUUUCACACUUGAACUCCAGUACUAUUUCAACUUCUGCAAGUUCUCAACAAUGUCAAACCAAUGAUUUUGCACCAAAUGCACAAACUACAUAA
Messenger RNA from Trifolium pratense (red clover), 1005 nucleotides. Its product is annotated as WD repeat-containing protein DDB_G0292056-like. The record is from RefSeq and is a predicted model, not a curated record. The transcript has a single exon. The coding region runs from base 1 to 1005 and encodes 334 amino acids. Lineage: Eukaryota; Viridiplantae; Streptophyta; Magnoliopsida; Fabales; Fabaceae.